AUGGAGGCCGCCGCGUCGGUGCUGCCCGAACCCGUGCCGCCGCCGACCUUCAAGAAGCCCGUGCCCAUGACGCCGCCGCUCACGGCCUUCGACCCCGGCUUCCUCGCGCGCAAGGCGGCGCUGCCGGGCAAAAUCUUCCGACUGAAGAACGGCAACGCUCUCGAGUAUUUCGAGGAGGGCAGCGCGGGAGACCCGGCCGUCGCCUGCUUCGCCGCGGGGGGAUUCAACGUUUCUUCCCUGUGGACCAAGGAGCCCGUGCCGGGCGUCCGGAUGCUCUGGGUCAACCAGUUCGGCCACGGGCGGUCCUCCGCGCUCGCGGCGCCGGUAGUCUUCGCGGAGCGCAUUCCGGAGAUUGCGGAAUUGCUCGACGCGCUCGGCGUGGACAAGUUCUACAGCCUCGGGCACUCGUGCGGCGGCGUGUACGCGAUGCAGCUGGCCGCCGCCUUGCCGGAGCGCGUGCUCGGCGCCGCGAUCCUGUCGUCGCCGGGCUGCAUCUUCCACCCCUCGGUCUCGAAGGCGGAGCGGAAGAAGGUCGACACGGGCGGCGGCGGCUCGAUCGACGCCAGGGGCUGCUGGGGCGGCUUCGUGCGGUCCAUGAUGGCCGGCCUCUACUACAACCCGGACAAGUCCAAGGACUACGGCUUCGCGGGCCACGCGUGCGGCGGCUACGCGUGCUACAAGUCGAAGGCUGCCGGCGGCGCGCCCGCGGCGAUGGCCUCGGACCACUGGUUCGUGACCAAGUUGCUGGACGCGGAGCUCUACGGCUCGAACUCCAAAAGGGGCCUCCUCUACGAGAUGCAGGGCGUCUGGAGCCACGCGGGCUGGUCCUACGACAUCGCGGCCAUCAAGUGCCCGUGCUUCCUCUACGUCGAGAGGGACGGCGAGGUGAAGGAGUCCUACGUGGAACUAAACCAGAGGCUCAUCCCAGGCGCCGAGCUGGUCGUGUACGAGGCGCACGGGCACACGUCCAUCGCGAUGGAGGUCGCGGGCAUCGCCGCCGCGCUCGUCGCGGGGAGGUCGUUCGCGGGCGACCACAGCACCGGGCCCCAAGCUUAA
Molecule: messenger RNA, 1056 nt
Organism: Pelagomonas calceolata
Lineage: Eukaryota; Pelagophyceae; Pelagomonadales; Pelagomonadaceae
Source: the annotation of a GenBank genome assembly